Messenger RNA from Durusdinium trenchii, 2112 nucleotides. NCBI's taxonomy places the organism in Eukaryota, Dinophyceae, Suessiales, Symbiodiniaceae. The record is from the annotation of a GenBank genome assembly.
AUGCAGCGGGAUGAGAAGAGAGUUCGAUGCGACCGAUGGAGCCGGCUUCGGGGCGAUCCUGGCUUGAUGCUUUCAGCGGUGGUGACAAUCGGCUUCAAUGCCUUCAUGUAUAGUUACGGCUUUUUCAGCUGCAGACCUGGCGGGCACAUAUGGCAGACAAUCUCAGGAUAUGAGGGCGGCGAGAUGAUCAACAUGACUGGUACCUGGUUGGCUCUUCCUUUGGCCGCCUUGGAUCAUCCGUGGAAGGAUUUGCAAAACGCCACCUGUGGAGGAACAAUAAAUGGACAUCGUCCAGCACCUGAUUGGGACACUUAUGUUUGCACCCCGCUCAUGGACAUCCGCGCGGAGGAUAGCUACACCACGUGGAAGAGGAGUCUUCCCAGCAUGGCAGCCUUGAUGCUAAUUUUCCUCCUUUCCGCUUGGUGUGCAGAAGUUCGCAGCCCUCACUUCCGUUUGUGUGUCCACCUCCUCUUUGGCGUGUUUGUGAUCUUCAUUUCUUUUGGCCUUUUGGGGACCGCCAUCGUUGGCAUCAUGGGCUCAACCAUUGCCUUGGUGCCGAGACUCUUCCCGCCAUCCUCCCGGGCCGCACUUCCAGUGAUAUGGGCACUGGCCAUCGUAUGCAUGCAGCUGGUAUCGUUUUUCCUGGGGCAGCAUCCGCACAAAGUGCCUGGAUGGAACUAUGGCCAGGGCAUCAAGUAUUGGUCCACUCUUGAAGAGAUGGUUUGUGGGACGAAGCUGGAGCAACCACAGCCAAAUUCCCAAGUUUGCUUCAUCUCCAAGCCCUUCCUGACGUCAGGCUUGGCGCCAUGGUUUGUAUUUCGCUUCAUGGCCCUGAAAUUCAUUUCUUUAGCAGCCGAUACACUAUGGUUUUAUGAGGCCAAGCCCGAGCGGGCCGGCAUCGAGUCCAAAUCUGAUUUGGUUCAAAGAACUGAGCGGCACUUAACUGAGCCUGCAGAGCCCGAUCAAGAGGCAUUGACGGGAACUUCGACGAACUUCUACAGUCCGAAGUACUACCUUGCAUAUUUGGGCUACCCUCCACUCUUUUUUGCAGGUCCAAUCCUGUCGUACAACGCUUUCGUCUCCCAGCUUGAGCGGCCAAUUCUAUCAUACACGGCAGGCAUGUCACCUGAUGAGCAAGCGAAGAAAGCGAGGCAGGCUGUGGUGUUCUACUGCAUUCGGCUCCUCCUUCUGAUGAUAUUCAUCGAAUUUUUCACAGUUUAUUGGUGGUACAGCCAGAAGCUUCACCAGCUCACUUGCACAAGUCAAGAUGAAUACCAGAGAUGUCUAUUUGAUGAUUUGUCACCAUGGGAGCUAUACAUCGCAAUGCAUGUGGUCUUGCACUUCACUUGGUUGUCCUUGAUGAUUAUUUGGCGAUUUGGUCGAUUUCUCGCUCUAGCGGACGGCAUCGACUCUUUCGAGAAUAUGCUGGAGUGCGUGUCCUUGAACUAUACCUUCGUCGAAUUCUGGAGAAUAUGGCAUGCAUCCAUGAACGAGUUUAUGCUAAGGUAUCUUUAUUGGCCAUUGGGAGGCAAACAUAGAUCUUGGCUUGCUGUCCCUGUCGUGUUCCUUUUCGUGGGCUUCUGGCAUGAGCGCACAGGAUUGGGGACUCAACCUGGCUGGUAUGCAUGGGCAUUGAUGAAUGCGGCUGGUGUGGUCAUUAACAAAGUCAUUGAAGAGAGCUUGAACAAAUAUCGGACAACUGGACAGAUUCCCACACAGCCACCCGGCCGCUGGAUUGCGACUUUGGAGAUGAGCCGUUUGAGUGAUCGGCCGCACCGGUGGGUGGCACAGGUCAUUUUCUUCUUGGGCAAAGGCAUCGGGCCUGUGGCGUUAAUCCUGGUGAAGCAUGGCUCCAGUCUCGAACAUGUCAUUAGAUGGAUGGCACUCAUGGCUUUGGGUGAUUCAUGUUCCCAACUGCCAGCCGCUAGCCUGAGGAAUGCACCUGCCAUUUUUCUGUCAAGCUCUUUGCGAUUCUACAGGAGCUUGUUGUUUCGGGGCUGGGAAUCUGCUACACUGCUUCUUACAUUGGUUUUCACCUUUGCCUGCAAUGCCCAGCUUGUCGAUGCUCUUCGUGCUCCCAAGUCUUCGAGGCGUGAGCCAGCCAUGCAAUGA